This is a messenger RNA of Periconia digitata, 497 nucleotides long. NCBI's taxonomy places the organism in Eukaryota, Fungi, Ascomycota, Dothideomycetes, Pleosporales, Periconiaceae. The record is from the annotation of a GenBank genome assembly.
CCACGCCAUCAGCCUCAUGUCGGCAUCUCAAAAGACUCCCCUCCCCACCUUGUGUCCUUGUCCUGUUCCAGUACCAGUACCAGUACCAGUACCAGUUCGGCACAACCCCCGGCCGACCAGGCCAGGCCAAGUUCUGUCUGACAUGUGAAAGGCGAGCCCCGAGCCCCUCUCCCUUCGGAAGUCCGAGAUUUUGGUGUGUUCACGGACCCUUUUUCUUUCACAUGUCAGAGAAAAACUUUAAUCCACCCCCUUCCCCAACAAAACGCCUUGACACACAUCAACCCGCGCAUCUGGGUCGUCCCGUCUGCGGGACGAUGCGAGGGUUGGGCCAUGCAUCGUGCAUGCAUGGUACCUGGGAACAAGUAUGGGGGAGGGGUAGCUUUUUGUUUUUUUGGAGGGGGUUCGAUGACGACGGAGGUUGGGUGAGGCCGAGGCGCUAAACCUCUUUUUCUUUUGCUUUCCUUUCCGCAAGCACUUGCUUUCCUCCAUUCUCCCCU